Molecule: messenger RNA, 997 nt
Organism: Zootermopsis nevadensis
Lineage: Eukaryota; Metazoa; Arthropoda; Insecta; Blattodea; Termopsidae
Product: 5-formyltetrahydrofolate cyclo-ligase
Biological process (GO): tetrahydrofolate interconversion; folic acid-containing compound biosynthetic process
Cellular component (GO): mitochondrion
Molecular function (GO): 5-formyltetrahydrofolate cyclo-ligase activity
Source: RefSeq, a predicted model, not a curated record
GUUGAACUUCGAUUAAUCGAUACCUGGCAUGAGACUAUCGACAACAUCGUCGACUUAAUUUUCCACAUGGCUGUUGAUUUGGUUUUUCGGAGCAAUACAUAGAUAUCUAUCAGAUAUUUUUGUUGGGAUGUCAGUCACGAAGGAAGCUAAGCUCAUAUUACGGAAGGAUAUUAAGAAGAUAAUCGCUCUGAUUACGCCAGAACAGAAGAAGUAUCAGUCCGAUUUGGUUACUGAGCGGUUCCUCGCAAGGCCUGAGUACCAUAAAAGUCGAAGGAUUUCUGUUUUUAUCAGCAUGGACGACGAGAUUCAGACAGAUAAAAUUAUACAAAACAUUUUUCUGUCCGGAAAAUCUUGCUUCAUCCCAAGGUACGCAGAUGACAGCCGUGCGAUGGACAUGGUGAGAUUGAAUUCCAUUCAGGACCUGGAUAGCUUGCCGACAACCAAGUGGAGCAUCAGGCAACCAGCGGAGUCCGAAGAGAGAGAAAAUGCUUUGGAAACAGGGGGGUUGGAUCUCAUUCUGGUGCCAGGGCUCGCCUUCACAGUAGCAGGCCACAGGUUGGGACGGGGCAGGGGCUACUACGACACAUUCCUCGCCAAAUGUCGGACAACCCAGGGCUCUGCGCCCCUCACUGUGGGACUGGCCUUCAGCCAGCAGAUGGUGGCUUCCGUCCCCACGGAUGAGAACGACAUCUGCUUGGAUAAGGUGCUCCACGGCUGACGGGUUCCAGACGACGGCUGAAUGACCAUUCCGCUGUGUUCGUCGGUCUCGGUGCCACAGUGGAGCCACCAGAACAGUGAAACUGUUGACCCUAGAGUUUCAGCAAACCAAGUUCGACUCUUUCUACUCUGUUUAAGCGAUCGGCGGUGAUGGAACUGAGGAACGAGAAGGCACCGGCUGGGAUUCGAACUGGGUGCAACGCAGUAUAACAAGAAGGAUUGCAAAGACAGGGCGGUAAAUUGUGACUUGUUUUGUGGAAAUAAAUUUUGUUAUAAUUUA